AUGUCAAAAGCUUCAAUUGCCAUUAUCGGUCUCAAUGGGUUUAUUGGAAAGCACGUUUUGAGUGCCAUCAACUCGGGUACAUUUGACUCCAAGAUCCAAUUCCCCAUUAAAGCAAUUACUCGUAAAGAAGGGUCCAAAUCAACUGACAAGAUUGAGUAUAUCGUUUCACCAGAAACAUCACCUAACGACGCCAAUUUGAUCAAUUCAAUCAAGGGAGUUGACGUUAUUAUUGAAUUGACGGGACCUAACCCUGAGUUGUUUUCCAAUAUUGAAAAGAUUGUUGCUCAAGUCAAGCCCAAAUUGUUUAUUCCAUCACAGUUUGGUACUGAUAUUCCUCAAGUUGACACUUAUGCCCCUGGGUUUUUGGCUUUAAAGUCUCAGCAUUCCGAAGCUGUGCGUAAAUUGGGAGUUAAGGUUGUCGAUAUCAUUACUGCGUUAUUUGCUGUUCCCGGAGCAUUCCUUUAUGACUGGGUUGGAGCCGUUGGUAUUACGGAACAAGGAGUCAACUUGAUUGGUGAUGCCAAUCAGAAAUUUAACAUAUCCAAAUUGGAAGAUGUGGGAAACGUUGUGUUGGCAGUUGCCACUCAUCAACCAUACUCGGAUUUACCUGAUGUUAUUCAUGUUGCCAGUGAUACAAUUACCGUUCAAGAUGUUAUUGAUAAGUAUACAAAGACAAAGGGUACCAAAUUGGAUAUUGUAUCAAAGAAGUCUGCUGAAGAAGGUAAGAAGGAAUUUGUUGACAAGUUGAAGGCUGGUUUUAACCCCAAUGACUUUUUGUUUUACUUGCAAGUGAUUAUCGCUCAAGGAACAGACAAGGGAUUAUACUUUAGCAAGUUGGAUAAUGAAUUGGUCAAUCCAAAUGAAUCGUUGUGGAAAUGGGGUAAAUAUUAA
Messenger RNA from Lodderomyces margitis, 891 nucleotides. RefSeq names its product Cip1p (gene CIP1). The transcript has a single exon. Lineage: Eukaryota; Fungi; Ascomycota; Pichiomycetes; Serinales; Debaryomycetaceae. The record is from RefSeq and is a predicted model, not a curated record. The coding region runs from base 1 to 891 and encodes 296 amino acids.